UGUAAGCCCCCAAAACAUUUUUCUAAUUUUAGUUAUUGAAGUCCGGUUCUAGAUCGGUGUUCAAAUGUGUGUAGAUUGUAUUACAAAUCUUGCCCACAAUGCAGGGCGAAUGGGGUGCUCACAAGUUAUAGGACAUUUAAAGACAUGUGUGACUGAUACGGUAAAGUCCUUAACAAAAGUAAAUAUUCAUCUCACUGGUAUUGGAGUGAAGAGUGUGCAUCUUCAUUAUAUUGAAUUUGCAGUACGUAUCUCUAUCAAAAAUCGUAUAUUAAACCAUCUCCCCAUUCCAAAUAUCUCCUACAACUUCAAAAUGGGUGGCAGAGAAGUUUCAGCGGGAGAAGUAAAUUCUGAAUCAUUAGACGCAACCGAUAAAACGAAUAUGGAAUUCAUACUGAAGGUGCCAUAUAAUAUAGUAAUUAGCAUCGUAAAGGAUGUUGGUUCAGAUGGAGAUGUUGACUAUGAAAUUCAUGUAAAUCUAACAUUUCAUGUCCCUAUCAUUGAUCAUAUUACAAUUCCUUUAUCUAAGUCGGGCGAGAUCAAACUCCCCCUUCCAUUCUCCUCGGCUCCUCCUACUGAAGAUUCUACCGAAGGCAGUCAAGAAGAGUCCUCAACCCAGGACUGAUUACCGGCGCACGCAUCACAAGUUUGACUACGAGGUAAACUUGGGUCUGACCGUUGACCUGCCCGUCAGUGGAGACGGAGACUUUACCCUUCCUCUAUCCACUUCUAUUCCCUCUGUAUCCCACCUCCUCUCUGUGUAAUAACUAGGAGUGGUAGAUACAUGAAUGUAUUUCAGGUUAUUUUAAGAAAUUUAUACUAAUAUUAUCCAUUAAAAUAUAUCUAUUCUAAAAGUAGAUUGUAAA
Molecule: messenger RNA, 863 nt
Organism: Carica papaya (papaya)
Lineage: Eukaryota; Viridiplantae; Streptophyta; Magnoliopsida; Brassicales; Caricaceae
Source: RefSeq, a predicted model, not a curated record